This is a messenger RNA of Cyclospora cayetanensis, 834 nucleotides long. RefSeq lists its product as uncharacterized. The transcript has 4 exons. Bases 1 to 834 code for a protein of 277 amino acids. Lineage: Eukaryota; Apicomplexa; Conoidasida; Eucoccidiorida; Eimeriidae. The record is from RefSeq and is a predicted model, not a curated record.
AUGGCGAUCGGCCCUCUUGGCAGGAUUGUUGCUCAAUUCAUUUUUGUUGCUGGCUCGGCUUUAGGGAGAGCUGUGGUGCAAGCAUACAAGGAUGCUGCAAAGCAAGGCAUAGCUGCUGGGGGCGCUGCGCGCUCGCAGCCUCUCUCUUUAAGACCCCGGAUGAGCAACGAUGAAGCCCGGAAGAUUCUGGGGUUCGGAUCGGACUGCCACGAAACGCUUGUUCGUGCUGACGAACAGUUGCUGGUGCGUUUUGACGACCCGGCGCCCGCGCUGCACGCCUGUGGACGCGUUUUAUUGUACGACGCAAGCAGUCACAGUCAGUUGAGAAGGAUUGGCGCCAUUGACAUUUCUGAAUCAACCACAGUCGCCCAUGAAGCGCCGUUGGCGUGCGCGCCUCGGGAUAGCCAGUGGCCUCGCCUCUAUUGGGCUUUUGUUGCCUGUUGGCUUACGUGGAUUUUCACCCAAGCUGUACAAGACCUCGCAAGUUCGCCUUUUUUCGCGAGGAUACGUUAUUCCCUAAAACUGCUAAAACCGAGCGCACUGCAGUGCGACCAGGCCCUCUACAAACGUCCCCCCAUGCGCGGAGCACCAGCACUCCAAUCAACGCAAAAGCAUGACGCGAAUAGUUUGCGGGUAGCAGGCGUUCUCGGGGGUCAUCAGCGCGUUCCCACCGGCUUGCAGUUCGAGUAUCACCUGAACACGGGGGGCACGCGCUGGAUAUCCAAGAAAUUCGCAAACAAAAAGCCGCCGUCGGCAGAUCAUCUCGCACAAACAGUACGGCAUCCCAAAGCCGUUAUGCUGGUGAGCUCGCCAACAGCCAAAGCGGCGCAAUAA